AUGUUUGCAGCACGAAGACUGAUUGCAAGGCCUUUUAUGCGCGUUGCUACGCGCCAUAUUCACGCGACAUGCCCGCGUUUCGCCGCCGCGAGCCCUCCCAAUAUGCCGGAAAUGAUGAUGAAUGACCCCAAGGUUCGGGAGACGUUUGAGAAGCUGAGCCGACAUCCUCCGGCCAUUGCAGCCAUGCAGAAAGUUGGUGAUAUCAUCAAGGGAAAGGGAUUCGACGCUACCAAGCCUCCAAGCAAGAUGGAUAUGAUGCGGCUCAUGAUGGACAAGCAGUUUCAAGAGGCGGCUCAAACAUUGUACGAUGAGAUGCAAAACGCAGGCAUUGAGAUGGACUCCGACGUUGGUUCUACCCUCCCUCACUACCUGUCUUCAUUGUACUGA
Messenger RNA from Ilyonectria robusta, 387 nucleotides. RefSeq lists its product as uncharacterized. The transcript has 3 exons. The coding region runs from base 1 to 387 and encodes 128 amino acids. The record is from RefSeq and is a predicted model, not a curated record. Lineage: Eukaryota; Fungi; Ascomycota; Sordariomycetes; Hypocreales; Nectriaceae.